Molecule: messenger RNA, 3016 nt
Organism: Exophiala dermatitidis NIH/UT8656
Lineage: Eukaryota; Fungi; Ascomycota; Eurotiomycetes; Chaetothyriales; Herpotrichiellaceae
Product: cell cycle checkpoint protein
Exons: 1
Coding region: 117-2852 (911 amino acids)
Biological process (GO): DNA damage checkpoint signaling; DNA repair; mitotic DNA replication checkpoint signaling
Molecular function (GO): chromatin binding
Source: RefSeq, a predicted model, not a curated record
CAAACCCGAUCUUCAAUCUUCACGCAGCCACUUGUAUGCUUCUUGCACCAGCGACAUUCGACAAGCCAACAGUGGCGCCUUGAUUGUUCAUUUCUGAACAUUCACGAUGCCCGCAAAUGGCUCCACGACCUGCCAAACGGCAGCGCAGAUCGACCAUCAUCGUCUCGGACGAUAGCGACGAGGAAUACCAAUUGCCCACCGGACCCUCGAAGCCUGCUGCUGUCCAGCGCGAAAUAACCCUCGAUGGAAAGACCUCAGCCACCACCUCGCCGGCCAAGGCUGCUGGCAAAGGGAAGUCCAAAACCAAACCCACCGCAACGAGAAAAGGAAAAGCCGCAUCUACAACAGCAUCCCCCAAGUCAUCGCCGGAAAAGGCAAGAAAUAAUACUAGUAAUACGGACAAGAGUACAAGGUCAUUGCAUUCUUUCUUCGGCAAGGCCACUGAGGAAGAGAGAUGGCGCAAGAAAUCCGCGACGCCGGAUCCAGGGGACUGGGCGAAUGGAGAGUUGGACGAUGCAAUUGAAGACGAUGAGUUGUCGGACGAGACACUGCAGGAAUUAGGCCUUGCGAAGAGAUCCCAGCCACAGCCACAACCACAACCACCUGCGGUCAAGGCUAAGACUCUCAGAAGUCAAAGCAGCACCAGAGAUACAGGCAAUCUAUCCUCUAGCCAGCGAUUCUUCAAGACAGCACCAGCACCGUCGUCGAGUCAACCUGCCCAUAAAUCUGGGACGGGUCAUGUCCCUGAAGUCCAGUACCUUCCAUGGGCCGAUCGAUACGGACCCAGCAACCUCGACGAGCUGGUCGUACACAAGAAGAAGGUGUCUAACGUUCAAGGCUGGUUGCAGGGCAAGAUCAGCGGCCGAAAUAAUCAGAAAGUUUUAGUGUUAAAGGGGCCUGCGGGCAGCGGAAAGACGACGACUUUAUCAUUGCUUGCGAAAGCCAUGGGUUUGCAACUGGUCACUUGGCAUAAUCCUGCUGUUUCCGAGUUGGGCACAAGUACUUCGUCGAUCGCUCAUCAAUUUGAAGAAUUCCUCAACCGUGGAGGUCGAUUCGGCAGUCUUGUUUUCGACAACGACCAGGCUACCGACACGGCAUCAAGCCAAAGAGUCCUCGUCGUCGAAGAGUUCCCUGCAACCAUAUCGAGACAAUCCAGCGCCCUUCAAUCAUUUAGAUCCGUCAUCUUACAGUUUCUGGCACGGAGCAAGGCUACACCGUCUGGAUUUUCUGGUACUGACAACCUCCCACCUCUUGUCAUGAUCAUUUCCGAGACUCUAUUAUCGUCAGCCACAGCUAUCAGCGACAGCUUCACCGCCCACAGACUGCUAGGUCCCGAGAUAUUGAAUCACCCCUUCGUGACAGUGAUGGAAUUCAACCCGGUCGCAUCGACAUUUGUGACCAAGGCUUUGGACCUUGUCAUGCAAAAAGAAGCCAGAGACUCUCUGAGACGACGGGUUCCUGGUCCUGCCGUGAUACAGAGGCUCGCAGAAAUGGGUGAUGUUCGAAGUGCCGUCAACUCGCUCGAAUUUCUCUGUGUAAGAGGUUCUGGUGCUGGUGGAUCUGGUUCCGCAGAUUGGUCCGGCACCGUGGCUGUAACAGCAGCAGCCAAAACGAAAAAGAAAAAAGAUAGUGCGGUUUUAACAGAAAUGGAAAAGAACUCACUUCAAAUCGUCACCCGCCGCGAAACCACGCUCGACAUGUUCCACGCCGCCGGCAAGGUCGUGUACAAUAAGCGCGAAGAUCCUUGUGUUCUCGACACUCGAGCCGAACCACCGCCCAAGCCUCCGGACCAUAUGAUGCAUUUAUAUUACAAGUCCAAGGCUUCACAAGUAGAUAUCGAAGCUUUGUUUAAUGAGACGGGUACAGAUAUCCACACUUUUAUUUCUACCUUGCAUCAGAACUAUAUUUUGUCUUGCAACGGCGAUACAUUUGAAGAAUCGUUCGAUGGGUGCGCGGACGUUUUGUCUACUACGGAUGUAUUGGAUCCAGAAAGUCGGCCGGCAUUACGACGUGCAACAGGAAAUCCGAAUGCAAGUCUCAUCCAGGCCAAUUUGCAGACAGGGUCAUCGGAUACAUUGCGUCAAGAUGAGAUUGGGUUCCAUGUCGCUACGAGAGGGUUGUUAUUCAAUCUGCCGUAUCCGGUCAAUCGAGCGAGUCCCCCGAAUGGGAAAAAGGGCGAUGCGUUCAAAAUGUUUUAUCCGGCUAGUUUGAGGCUGUGGAAACCGAUGGAGGAAAUGGAUAGUUUGAUUGACUUGUUUGUUCAUGAUUCUGGCGUGGUAGCUCGAGGAGCUACUUUGUCGAGUGGUGUUGGUGAUCAUGGUGUUAUCACUGAUGGUUCUACCGCCGGCACUGGUGUCGCAAGUUGGCAAACUAGAGCAUUUGGUCCACCACAGGACGAAUUUGGCAAAUCUCACGGCGAUGAUGACGGCAAGGAUCAUGACGACGAUGGUGGUUCUCCUCCGGAUGAGGAUGAAGAUACUCCACCACGACCCGUUCAUCGUCCUAAAAUCACUCUGGUUUGUGAAAUCCUGCCGUACAUGGCGCGGAUCAUGGCUGCAAGAAAUCAGGAUGUUACUGUACUCGAACGCAUCACUAGGUUCAAGCCCGAGGCGUUUCUUUCGCAAACGGCUGGUGAGACUGAGGGUGAUGAUGUUGACGAGGAUGCUGGGACCGUCAAUGAGAGUGUCAACACCGCCCACUCCCAGCAUCGUCAACAACAACAACAACAUCUCCAUCAGUCAUCUUCUGCGAGAGAUAUGGGAAAUGGCAUAGCUGGUCACGGCGGUCCAGGGGCGGCCGCAGCGGCGGUUGAGAAGCUGUAUAUCUCGGACGACGACAUUGAAGAUGAUUGAAGUGAUUGGGUGAUUGAUCAAGUAACUUCGGAACGUCCAGGCGAUUGAUGGAAUGAAAUGACUAGAUUACAUACAGUAGGUACCCAUGAUUAAUUAGAUGAUCGAUUGAUUGAGCACCCAUGUCCUAUUGCUAAUAACAACUAAUGAGAGAGUAAUCUUUCCUC